This is a messenger RNA of Hevea brasiliensis (rubber tree), 1501 nucleotides long. RefSeq names its product oxoglutarate-dependent flavonoid 7-O-demethylase 1-like. NCBI's taxonomy places the organism in Eukaryota, Viridiplantae, Streptophyta, Magnoliopsida, Malpighiales, Euphorbiaceae. The record is from RefSeq and is a predicted model, not a curated record. The transcript is spliced from 4 exons. The coding region runs from base 85 to 1176 and encodes 363 amino acids.
CUUAUUCAUCGUCACUACAAAAGCAUCAAUUAGCUGCUCUUACAGGAGGGAUUACUUAUCUCUAGCUAUUCUAGCUCAAAAGCUAUGGCUCAGUCCAAGAUAACGAAACUUGGGAGCUCACUUCCAGUGCCAAGCGUUCAGGAGUUGGCAAGGGAGUCACUGAACAAAGUCCCAUCACAAUAUGUGCGUCCUGAUCUUGAGCCUCCAGUCGCAUCCAAGGCUGCUUUGCAUGAAGUACCGGUGAUCGAUAUGCAGAAGUUACUAUCUGGAGAACACAUGGAUUUAGAGCUGGACAAGUUUCACCAUGCAUGCAAAGAAUGGGGUUUUUUUCAGUUGAUUAACCAUGGAGCGAACAAGUCACUGAUAGAGAAAAUGAAGACAGAGCUUCAAGGACUCUUCAAUCUACCAAUGGAGGAGAAGCAGAAGCUAUGGCAGAAACCAGGAAAUAUGGAGGGAUUUGGGCAGCAUUUUGUUGUGUCUGAGGAUCAGAAGCUUGAUUGGGCAGAUCUUUUCUUCUUGAACAUGCUUCCAAUCCAUAUGAGGAAACCGCAUUUGUUCUCUGCACUCCCCACGUCGUUCAGAGAGGCUGUGGAAAAUUACUCAGCAGAAUUAAGAAAUCUGGCUAUGACAAUCCUUGAACAUAUGGCAAGAGCUCUUCGUAUGGACUUUAACGAAAUAAAAGAGAACUACGAAGAAGGAUGGCAAUCAAUGAGAAUGAACUACUACCCUCCAUGUCCACAACCAGACCUUGUCAUUGGCCUCAACCCUCAUUCUGAUGCUGGUGGCCUCACCAUCCUUCUCCAAGUCAAUGAAAUGGAAGGUCUCCAAAUUAGAAAAGAUGGAGUGUGGAUUCCUGUUAAACCCCUGCCAGAUGCUUUUGUCAUCAACAUUGGAGACAGCUUGGAGAUAAUGACCAAUGGAAUAUACCCUAGCAUUGAGCACAGGGCAACAGUUAACUCCUCCAAAGAAAGGCUUUCCAUUGCCACAUUUUACAGCCCCAGAUUAGAUGGGACCAUAGGACCAGCACCAAGCCUUGUUACUCCAGAGACUCCAGCAAAGUUUAAAACAAUGACUUCUGCAGAUUACUACAAGGGUUAUUUUGCUCGUGAACUCCGUGGAAAAUCGUAUCUUGAGGUGAUAAGGAUUCAACAGGAUGAAGAACUCAAAAGUAAAUGAGUCCUGGACUAUACGAGUCUAAAAUGAAAUAAUUAAGCUUCAAAAACCCUACAAAUAUGCUAAAAUAAGUUUCUUGAGAGUAUUAAUAGAAGUGUACUGUAUGACUCUGGAACUCAUAACUUAAUUAGUAGUAUAUUAAGCCAAUAAGCAUUGGCAAUUAUAAAUAAAAGAAAAAUGUAUUGAAGAAAUAAUUUGUCAAUAAGAUCUAGCUAGCUAGCUACUGUUUUCGAUUUUUACAUUUUAAAUAACUUCUAUGUAUGAGAUACAGUAUAUCUUAUCUUCCUAGUGCGGAGUCAAUAUAUAUACUUCAAGACUUGAACUAUGA